Messenger RNA from Metarhizium robertsii ARSEF 23, 546 nucleotides. RefSeq lists its product as uncharacterized. NCBI's taxonomy places the organism in Eukaryota, Fungi, Ascomycota, Sordariomycetes, Hypocreales, Clavicipitaceae. The transcript has 2 exons. Bases 1 to 546 code for a protein of 181 amino acids. The record is from RefSeq and is a predicted model, not a curated record.
AUGGCUGGCUUCUUGACCCCUGGCCGGCGGAGAAUCAAUAGAAUCCUGGAUCUGGGCUGCGGCUGGGGCGACAUGACCAGACACAUGGUCGAACUAUUUCCCCAGUGUCCACGCAUCAACUGCGUGAACAUUAGUCGUCGUCAGCUCGAGUGCUGCGCUGCUCAUCUGUCCGACGACCAACGAAGAAGGGUCAACUUGUAUCUCUGCAACGGACAAGUCGUUGAUCUUCUCCCCGACCCAGAGGUGCCCUAUGACCUCGUCAUUGUGCGAGGCGUCUACACCCACUUUCUGCCUCGGGUCUUUGAAGAAUCGGUGGCUCAAGUGUUCAAGAGACUUGCUGAAAAGGGAACCCUGAUCAUCUCCGACACGUUAUACAGGUGCGACCUGGCGACCUACAAGUCUCCUAUGCCCGAUGCCGUGGAUCGUUUGGCCUGUGGUCAUCGCAAGUCCCCGGAGUAUUUCUCCAAUGUACUUGAGAAGAGCGGGUUAACUAUACUAGACAUGCAAAUCAUGCCGUUAAAUACCAAGGUUAUUUACUGGCUCUAA